This is a messenger RNA of Melampsora larici-populina 98AG31, 951 nucleotides long. RefSeq lists its product as uncharacterized. Lineage: Eukaryota; Fungi; Basidiomycota; Pucciniomycetes; Pucciniales; Melampsoraceae. The record is from RefSeq and is a predicted model, not a curated record. Bases 1 to 951 code for a protein of 316 amino acids. The transcript is spliced from 4 exons.
AUGUUCAGUAAUGAUGUAAGCAACAUAAUUGAAGAACAUGAAAGACAAAAAGGUCAGAAAGAAGAAGGAAGCAUAAGUAGAGGAAGAGGAAAAGCGACAAGAGGUCGAGGAAGAGGUGGAAGAAGAGAAGCGACAUCAGAAGAAGAAGGAAAUCAGGACGAGAGUGAUAAGGAUCAAGGAAGUGAUUUGACGGACAUGGAUGAUACAGAAGAGAAACAGAUGGAAAAAGAAGAAAUCAAGGAACAAGAAGAGGAAGAAGGAGGAGAUAUUGUAGAAGAUGAUACCAUCUCCCUAGGAGAUGAAGCAGAAUUUGUGAAAGAAGACGCACACGUCAAACGAGAACACAAAUGCUACGUGACGGAGCUCUUGAGACUUUAUGAUACAGGAAAAGUCGGCAAAUUUCAAAUGCUUGAGAAAGCCUAUCAUGGUUGGUGUGAAAGAGUGAAAUCACAACCGAGGCAAAUCGAGAUGUUGAAUUGUUCGAGUGAAGAAGACAAAGUCGACGAGCCAGACAAAACCAAGAGGAAAGCCGGAAGUCAGCCUACGGAGAAACCUGCAAAAAUAGGGAAGACGAUGAGCCAAGGAAAGACACUCACUCAUUGGCUUAUCGACUUGUCGGCGUAUUGGGAUGGGAAGAUGGCAGCUUUCGGCUGGGAUCUCUUAUCAAGCACAGACGACCAAAUCACGGCAAUUACAGGAGGAAGGAUGUUAUCUCACCUUGCGCCAACCGGGAAAAGCCAAUCUCACCAUCAAUCCCAUCAUCAUCAUCACUUUGACGGAGGCGUUUUUCAUGGUUCGAGUACGGGAAGUUACGUGUCACACGACUACCACGAUCAGGGAUUAGGAAACAACAAUGUGAGCAAUGGAAAUGGAAGGGGACAAGGUAGAAGGGGACAAGGAUUUAUGAGAGGAAAUCAUGUACAAGAGGCGGAGGACAGAGGCCGGUGGUGA